Messenger RNA from Adelges cooleyi (spruce gall adelgid), 496 nucleotides. RefSeq names its product dynein axonemal light chain 4. Gene Ontology annotation, cellular component: dynein complex. Gene Ontology annotation, molecular function: dynein intermediate chain binding; dynein light intermediate chain binding. The record is from RefSeq and is a predicted model, not a curated record. The coding region runs from base 54 to 368 and encodes 104 amino acids. The transcript has 3 exons. Gene Ontology annotation, biological process: microtubule-based process. NCBI's taxonomy places the organism in Eukaryota, Metazoa, Arthropoda, Insecta, Hemiptera, Adelgidae.
CUGUGUAGCUUUUGACUAAAAGUUAAAACGCAAGUACUUUGGCCAUAGUGACCAUGGAAGAAUUGGGAGAUGGCAAAGAGGAAGAAGGAAAAAAGAUACUCCAUACAUAUCCUUUAGUAAAAAUUUGUGAUAUGUCUGAAGAAAUGAAAGCCGAAGCGAUCGAAGUAAUCAUAACGGCUUGUGAAAAAUUUGGAAACGACUACUAUGCGGCUGCUAAAACAAUCAAACAAAUGAUGGACAAAAAAUACGGUCCUCAAUGGAAUACAAUCGUCGGAGAAGCUUAUGGCAUACAAAUGACACAUCAGACGAAAACUUUAAUAUAUAUGUUUUUUGGUGGCAAUUUGGCUAUUUGCGCUUGGAAGAUUUAAUCAACGCUUUUUUCUUGAACAUUUUUCUUUUUGAAAAAUAUAACUUUCAAAAUGUCAACGUAUAAGCAUUGUAUGACUAUCAUAUUAUAAAGUAAUUAUCAUACACAUGUUACAUUUGUCCAGCAUAA